Zygosaccharomyces rouxii is the source of this 1803-nucleotide messenger RNA. It is a transcript of the gene GAP1, whose product is annotated as amino acid permease GAP1. Gene Ontology annotation, cellular component: membrane. Gene Ontology annotation, biological process: amino acid transmembrane transport. NCBI's taxonomy places the organism in Eukaryota, Fungi, Ascomycota, Saccharomycetes, Saccharomycetales, Saccharomycetaceae. The transcript has a single exon. Bases 1 to 1803 code for a protein of 600 amino acids. Gene Ontology annotation, molecular function: amino acid transmembrane transporter activity. The record is from RefSeq and is a predicted model, not a curated record.
AUGAGUGACAAGGAAUAUACCACAAAGGAUGUCGAAGCCGGCAAUGUUCAAGUGAAGGAAACACUCCCAGAUGUAGAGACGGGUGCUUCUUAUGAGCAUUACGACAAUUAUAUCGAUGAAGAAGAGCAGGGUCCCCCAGAUUCACGUUGGAAAAAAAUCAAGGAUUCUUUCAAAAGGGCAGAGGUGCCUGAAUUAGAUCCCAAUUUGACUGAAGCUGAAAAGAUUGCGAUUGCCACGGCUAGAUCGCCAUUGCAGCAUCAGUUGAAAAAUCGUCAUUUGCAGAUGAUUUCUAUUGGUGGUGCCAUUGGUACGGGUCUUUUUGUUGGGUCUGGUACUGCGUUAAGAACUGCGGGACCCGCAGGUAUUCUAAUUGGUUGGAUUAUUGCUGGUUCUAUGAUUUACUGUAUGGUUAUGUCAGUUGCUGAACUGGCUAUCGCGUUCCCUGUGGCAGGUGGUUUCACUACUUAUGCCACUAGAUUUAUCGAUGAAUCGUACGGGUUUGCCAACAAUUUUAACUAUAUGUUACAAUGGAUUGUGACUUUACCUCUUGAAAUUGUGGCAGCCUCUAUUACUGUGAAUUACUGGCAUACCGAUAAAAAGUAUAGAGAUGGUUUCGUUGCACUGUUUUGGGUUGUUAUCGUGAUAAUUAAUAUGUUUGGUGUUCGUGGUUACGGUGAAGCCGAAUUCAUUUUUUCCAUUUGCAAAAUACUUAUGAUUGUCGGUUUUAUUAUCUUAGCCAUCAUUUUGAUUUGUGGUGGUGGUCCAGGUACGGGUUACAUUGGUGCUAGAUAUUGGUACCAUCCUGGUGCAUUCGCGGGCGAUACUUCAGGUAGAAAAUUCAAGGGUUUCUGUUCCGUCUUCGUCACUGCUGCUUUUUCAUUUGCCGGUAGUGAAUUGGUUGGUUUAGCAGCUGCAGAGGCUUCAAAUCCUCGUAAAGAUGUCCCAGGUGCUGCUAAGCAAGUGUUCUGGAGAAUUACCAUGUUCUACGUCUUGUGUCUUUUGCUGAUCGGUAUGCUGGUUCCAUACACUGACCCUAGAUUGAUUGGAGGUUCAUCAGUCGAUGCAGCAGCUUCUCCAUUUGUUAUUGCCAUUAAAAACCAAGGUAUUAGUGGAUUGCCAACGCUUGUUAACGUUGUCAUUUUAAUCGCAGUUCUAAGUGUUGGUAACAGUGCCGUUUAUGCAUGUUCAAGAACUCUGUCAGCUUUGGCAGAUCAAGGAUUUUUGCCUAAGUGUUUCUCCUACAUCGAUAGAAUGGGUAGACCAAUGGUCGGUAUUGCCGUUACAUCUGCAUUUGGUUUAAUUGCCUUUGUAGCACAGUCUGAUAAAGAGGGUGAAGUGUUUGAUUGGCUCAUGGCAUUAUCAGGUCUUUCAUCUCUUUUCACCUGGGCAACUAUCUGUCUAUGUCACAUCCGUUUCCGUCGUGCUUUAGCGGCACAAGGUCGUUCAACAAAUGAAUUAGCCUUUGCAUCUCCCGCAGGUGUUUGGGGUGCCGCUUGGGGGUUAUUCCUCUGUAUAAUUAUGUUGGCCGCUCAAUUUUACGUGGCACUAUUCCCUCUUGGAGCUCCACCAAGUGCUAAUGAUUUCUUCCAAGGUUACCUAUCUUUGCCCAUUGUUCUAGCUAUGUGGCUCGGACACAAGAUUUGGAAAAAGAACUGGAAACUGUUCAUUAAGGCAGAAGACAUGGACAUAGAUACUGGUCGUAGGGAACUGGAUCUGGAUUUGUUAAGACAACAAGUCGAAGAGGAAAGAGCUGCAUUGGCGGCAAAGCCUAUGUGGUACAGAAUUUACAAGUUUUUCUGUUGA